CACUGAAUGAAAUUAAUUUUCUUCCAUGAUUGAGGUGGAAAGCUCUGUGAAAGAUUGAAGAGGAAGGAUGUGUGAGUGUCUGAAGUGUGAAGGAAGUGAUACGCUUCGAUUAUAAACAUAGUUUGUGUAUGGCAACGACUAUGAAAAAAGAUAAUACGUCUAUGAGAGGAACAGCAUCUGAGGAAAACAUAGGAAAUACAUUUUUAAAGCUGCGUGAGGAAGAAGAUGAGAGAGAAGGCAAGAGUAAGUGAGUGAGUGAGUUAGUGAGAGAGAGACGGAGAGAAGGGGAAAAGGUAGGGGGGCUAGAAGCAGUGAACUAAAGCCUGCUUCAAACUGUUUGAGCUCAAACUGAUGGAGAUGAGAGGUGCAGUACACAGUGUAGAUGCAGCAGAGCAGCACACAACCUCAUAGCAGUCUUUAAUGGACACUUCCAAGCACCCAUGCUUUGAUUUCUAUAUCUUCAAAGCUACCAAAAACCAAAACACAGACCACUGCGGCUAUGAAAAACCACCAGGGAUGGCUACUGAAGUGAUGUUUAAUGAAAGUGCAGCAUGUUUGGAAAUGAAUGGGCCAGCUCUUCUGUUUUCUGUCUCACUCUCUCAGUGAAGCUGAGGUGUUCUGCUGAGACUCCUACUUUGUUUCCUCCUGGGGUCAAGUUGGACAUUGUCAAAGGCUCAGAUUGUCAAAGGCUUUUUCUCGUGGAUAUAAUUUCAUCUCUCCAUAAAGAAGCAUGACUGGAUAACUACUCGAAGGGAAUAAUCACCUACCAAUAUGGAAAAUAUAUUCGCUUGUACAAGUCUCCACACACAGUAUUGUGAGGUGUCUCGCAGACAAGGUGACAGCAUAGCUUUUAAUGGAAAAACCGUCAUGCCUUUAGGGGGCUCCAGAUAUGAAGCCCAGGAUCCUCUGCCUUUUUGGCUACUGGUGUAUCCACGUGAAGGAUGUUCCACAGAGAGCUAUUAGGAUCUCUGGGAAUAACAGAGAGUUUGGAUCGGAGGAAGUGCAUCUGUACUCACAUAAGGAUGGUAAUGGAACAGCUGGAGGACAUCCUUAAUGAGCUGAAGGAUGUGGCUAGAGAGCUUAGAGAGGUAGUGGGACAAAUUGACAACCUGACAGCAUACAUUGAUGUGGAUGCUGAAGAGGACACAGAGGAUGACAAAUUUAUUCUGACUUGCAGUGAAAACAGCAGUGAGAGAGCACUGGGCAACCUUUUGAAAGUUGAGCCUAAUUAUGAAAGCAAUGGUCUAACCCACUUAUUACACAACUGUGACUCUGCAACAUUACAAGUACCAGUCCUGUACCGACGGAGCUGUGGAGACUUACCUGCCCUAAAUGGACCCACAUGGCCAAAUGCUUCUUGGCUCUUUAGGAGAAGGGACGAAAUACAUUCAUAUGACAGUGUAGAGCAUCAUGCUUUAUGUUGUGAUGAUGAUGAAUUUGAUGAAGAAAGUGGUGGCAGAAGAUCCUCUAGAUUCUCUUCCAGUGACUCUGUGUUUUCAUCCUCUCCUCUGAGGCCUUCGAGGUUAGGUUCUGCCUUGACACCCCGAUCAGGCCGCAAAUAUCAGUUGAGUCCAGUUUCAAAGAAAAAAUCCCUGCAGAGCUGCAGCACUCAAACAGUUUGUGAUAAGAGUACACAAACUGCAUUGCCCCACAGUCCUGCCAGGCAACGAGCUGCAUCUGAACGCAUCUAAAAACAUUUACUACUUGUAUGAAAUGAACUGUGCUAUGCAUGCAUGCUUAAGCAGGGGAUGUCAGUAAAUUUUAAUCUAUAUAGCAAACUUUGCUAAAUUAUGAAUCUAACUGUGUACUUAACCGUAUUAGAAAUAUAUAUGUGAAUGUAUCCAUAUGAUAUUUCCCCUUUCUUUUGACUAAAUGAUUUUUUAUUUAUUCCUGUACUUUUUUAUACCCUUAUGCACCAAACUGGUUUUUAGAUUAUAUAAAUAUCCCUACAGUUUUUAUUGUAGAAACUAGGAAAUAUAUUUUAAAUACAGUAUAAGGGAGUAUACUAUAUAUUGUAAUCGUCUACCAAAACCAAACAAAAAAAAAACAAAAAAACCUGACAUGCAGAACAGGGACAUGAAAAUAGGAUAUUUACUUUCCUUAACUGUCUUACUAAAUAAUUCCUUUUACAUUUAUUCCAGUUUCUGCUUUGCCUCUCCACUAUAGAGACACCACAAUCUAAGUGGCAUCUCAGAUCAGCUGAUCUAAAUGCACUGCACUCAUUUACAAAAUUCAAGAGAAUUGUUCAAUUAUGUUUUUUUUAAUGACAUUUUGUGCUGACAGAAGUGACAGUCAAUAAAUAAUUAUAAUUAAAUAAAAAUUCAUCAAAACUUUACAUAAAAUCCCUUAGUGAUAUUUUGGACAGCUAUGGGUUUUUAGCCUUCUAAAAAAGCUUCAUAUGGAGCCCUCUCAACAGUCAAACACUAAAGAAAUCGACACAGAGGCUUCCCAAGAGUAAGAAUUCUGGGCUAUUGCUUCAGGAUGAGAUAUUCGCUGUCUGCUACCUUUAGCAAGGGUGUCAGUAUUGUUUCAUGUUUUUCUUUUGAUUGAAUUGGAUGGCCCAGUUUUCAGGGUGAGAAAUGUGUGGACUGUAACUAUUUCAUGCCUACUCUGUCCAGGUUUCCCCAGGCUGUAUAAGUCCUGCUCCAUAGAGUGUAGUGUGUGCACUGUGGCAAAUGGCACUCAUUGAAAUGUACAUCCAACCAAGCAACCAUCUGUUAUUGUGCAUAACAGCAAGAUAGCAUAAACACAGCUUUGCCUGACAUAAUAUUCCCAUGGUGAGGACAGGACUUUCUAUGAGAACAUCGAUUAUUACUCACUCCAAACUGCUAACGAGUUACCUUGCCAUCAAGUCAGUACUUAAAUAUCAGUAUGUUUGAAAAUGAAUAUAUGGGAAAGGGACCAAGCUGGAUUAACUGCCAAAAACUGGGAAGUCUGAGAAGAUGGACAUACUGUAGCUACAGCUUUCCACAGACAGUGUAAAUAACACUGACCAUAUUACUGGAUCCCCCAUUUCUUCUCACACAUAAAGAAUAUGAAGGACCCUAUCUAUUAAACUUAAGUAAAGAUGUUUCUGUUUCUGAUCAUUUUGUCCUGUUACUCAGAAUUCUCCACAUAUGUUCUACAUGGGCUUUAGUGGGUCACACCAGCAAACCAAAUGAAGGUUUACUUAUCGGUGGCUCUUCUAUAGCUUUAAAUGGUAACUCUUGCUAAAUAGUUGUGAGCAAUAUUUAUUAAAAGUCACAUAAUUAAAACAGUGGAUUGUAACAUUGAAUUGUUCAUGAGAGGCCAAAAAAUUGGAGAUUAGGAAGAUUGUAUCUGCACAUUCCUAAAAUAAUUUAACCUUGUAAUCAUUUCCAAAUAGUUAGAAAAUAAAACAAUCGACCUGAAAAGAGGCCAAACAUAAACAACAGUAAUAUUCAACAGGGUGCCAAAUAAAAUAACUCGGAAGUUAUAACACCAGACUCAGCAGCCGUAUGAGAAAAUACACCCUGAUAACAUAAAUCAAUUGUUGUAAACAGCAUGAUUAGUUGAUCAUCUCACCCAGGAAGCUAAGCUGUUUUGCCAAAUAAAGUGCUUGUGUGUAAAACCAAUUAGCCCUGCAGGUUUACAAUUGACACAUCUUCCAAAUGUAAAAAUCACAUUCUGUAGUAGUUUUGUCAUGCAAAUGUAUAUGUAUACCAUCAGGGGUGGUUCUAGGAUUUCAUCUUUAGGGGUUUUAGCCCUCAGUGAGAAUUUAAAACAA
This is a messenger RNA of Tachysurus fulvidraco (yellow catfish), 3745 nucleotides long. Its product is annotated as inhibitory synaptic factor 1. The record is from RefSeq and is a predicted model, not a curated record. Gene Ontology annotation, cellular component: postsynaptic density. The transcript is spliced from 3 exons. The coding region runs from base 942 to 1691 and encodes 249 amino acids. NCBI's taxonomy places the organism in Eukaryota, Metazoa, Chordata, Actinopteri, Siluriformes, Bagridae. Gene Ontology annotation, biological process: inhibitory postsynaptic potential.